UGUGUCUCAUCAGCCACCUACUAGCCUUUUACCGCCACUGUUGAGGUCACCAUGGCAACCAGCGCCUUGCCAAGUGACAACCUGCCAACAUACAAGCUGGUGGUGGUGGGGGAUGGUGGUGUCGGGAAGAGCGCCCUCACGAUCCAAUUCUUCCAGAAGAUCUUUGUGCCGGACUAUGAUCCAACGAUAGAGGACUCGUAUCUGAAACAUACAGAGAUCGACGGGCAGUGGGCAAUACUGGAUGUGCUGGACACAGCAGGCCAGGAAGAAUUCAGUGCGAUGAGGGAGCAGUAUAUGAGGACAGGAGACGGCUUCCUCAUCGUCUUCUCUGUGACGGACAAGGCCAGCUUUGAACAUGUUGACCGAUUCCAUCAACUUAUACUACGGGUCAAAGACAGGGAGGCAUUCCCCAUGGUGUUGGUGGCAAACAAAGUGGACCUGGUCCAUCUGAGAAAGGUCACCAGUGAACAGGGCCAAGAGAUGGCAGCAAAACAUAAUAUAACUUAUAUUGAAACCAGUGCAAAGGAUCCUCCAAUGAAUGUGGACAAAGCCUUUCAUGAGCUCGUCCGCGUCAUAAGACAACAGGUCCCGGAGCGAAACCAGAAAAAGAAAAAGAAGAUGAAGUGGAGAGCAGAACGUUCCACAGGCUCCCACAGGUUCCACUGUGCCAUAUUGUGACCUCCCUCGUUCCUUUAAAUCAUUCUUAACUAUCACACACCCAAACGCACACCCACAUACUCUACCUUCGGAUGUCAGGGAACUCCCCAGCAGUGGUUAGCUACUGGAGCACAAAAGGGAGGGGGGACGUCGAUGAAUAGCUGGAUGGAUCCAGAGGAACAUGUGGAUAUAUACUGACGGACCAAUGUCCCUGCAGCCCUUCACAAUGCCUUGGAAUGAGUGCUGUCACCUUCUCAAUAUACAGUCCCUUUCUGAAGAUCUAAUGGUUCCGUCCAUCCGCAUUCAACACGGAAGAACUGUUUCUCAAUCAAGUGUAAUAUUUGAAUUUAUUAUCAGACUCUAAUGUAAAACUAGAGAUAUUAGAAUCACCUUGAUGUUGGAAUUUUUGACUUCUUGAUCAAAGGAUUGAAAAGGGAGGAACUGGCUCAAAAAUGGCGCUUCAUAUAUUAUGGACCUCCAACAACCUGCUGGUGAUCACCUCUCUGUCCUCAGAGUUACGGUUUCUUGGAGAAAAGCAUCUGUGUGAUCCCUAGAUGGGUUGUCUUUGCUCUCUCUUUUGUAGAGCGGAAUUCAUAAGAACAUGUCCAAUGAAUACAGGAGCGGUGAUUUGUGUCGUAAUGGAAAUAGAUGUUGUGCGGUGUUGUCGAUGAGUGAACUGCCAAUUCUGUGAGCAUAGCGUGUACCUCGUGGUCAUGUGACGCUCUGGCUUUGAGAUGUCAGUUCGGAGAGGAUGGAAGGAACGUGUCGUAGCAAGUGAAAGAAACGUGACGUGACGCUGAGAAAAUGAUUUGACAGGUGAAUGCUAUGGCCAUAUCAACUUGUUUAAUACGUGUUUAAAUAUUCAAAUUGUAAAGGAGAGUAUGAUUGGUCGGUAUACGGUGUUUUAUUUUAAACGUAACAGGGUUUUUAUCAAAACUGAUGUGUCAGCAGCCAUGUUUACACACACUCGUAUGAUGGAUUAUUUUCCCAUACAUACAGACAAUAUAUAAGUUUACGCCUGGGCUACACUGGUUGCAUGAACGACACGGAACGUCUUGUUUUUCUUAUUUCAGUCUCACCAGAAACCUCAUGUAGCAGCCUGGCUGCAGGCGGGCAGCAGACACGCUCUCUGUGGGAACAACAGACGCACGUGAGAUGCAGCAAAUCAGUGACGCAGUCGUCACACAAUGCACACUCACCCAGUGUGGCCCAGGCCUUAGCUUGCCUCGUCAGUCAUUUCAGUGGUUUGACGUGUGCAGUCUUCAUCAGUACUGUGUGAAUAACAGCCCUGGAAAAUACAGUGAGGUCCAAAAGUCUUGUGACUACUUUCCUAUUCAAGUGAAUGGGGAGAAUGGGAAAGUUGUCCACACAUAUAUAUAUACACAUAUAUACUUUCCAUGUUUUCUUUUUCUAUCUAAACGUAGAGACAAUUAUAUUUGUGCUAUACAAAUCUAAUUAUAGGUGGCAAUGUAAUUCAAUGCUGUUUUACAAAUCUGUAGGCUAUCCUUCAUGAAGUAGAAUAGAUGAGGUUUAAUAAUGAGAGCUUCAUGUUUCAGAGCUGAAACUGGCUUGAGAAGCUGAUUUGCACUGGCCACUAACCAAAAUAAUGUGAUGUCACUUUAUUUCAAUCUAGGGGCUUUUCAGACAGCACCACUGAUUUCAGGACUAUGUGUGAAACUCGCUCAGUAAAGGACGACACUCCUUCAGAUUGGGGAUGUAGACUGUAGCCCUGGGAACACAGCAGAGUCGGGACGGUUUCCUGAACAGGCAGAUGUGAUGCUCCUGGGGCUUAAAGCCAUGUUAACCCAGCUACAGACCAUGUAUAGUUGUAGGGAAACCACACACAACAAAACAUUCAGUGUCUUCAUGUUUGUAGUCGUGAGGUGGGUAGGAAUGUACCAUUUAAUAACCUAUGAAAUGGCUUGUACUGUUAACGCACUAAAGUUUCGGUGGACUCUUUUUUUUCGUCUGGAUGAAAACCGUCUCUUGGAAGGAAGAAUACAUUUUGCACUUUUAAUACAAUUUCUGACUUUACUAUUGGCAUGUUGUUUUUGGUUCCAAUCUGCAAAUGAAAUGAAAGGCACAGUCAAAAAAUGAUUUGAAUGUAAAAAUCAAAUAACAGAAACAAGCAAAUAGGCGAUUAGCGUUGUAGCCCUGUGUGCCUGUGUAUGCCUGUUGCCUUGGCUGUGGCUGUAACGGAGAUGAAAUAAGUUGGAACCAUUUGAAGGGUACUCCGUUAUGAAUAAAGAUUGAGUAUCAAAAAGCUCACAUAUUGAAUGCCGUACAACUUCACCUCAGCAUGAAAGUGGAAAACCAACCUCAGCAAAAAGAUGGAGGUAUUGAUCUGCUCCUACUGUUGAUUAAGGGACCUUGCAAAGAGUUUCCAGAGAAGGACUGAAAACAAUGAAGUACUGAGCUUAGAGCAAUGAAGCAACACACUCUGGAUCAUGGGGGAGAAAAAAGGGUUUCAAAAAAUGUGUUUGAUGAAAAUGUUGCAUCAUGUAUGUUUGAUACCUUUUUGUAUUAUUGAUAUGAAUUAUUGAUAUGAUUCUUGCAAAGUGUUUUUUAAACGACUGAAUAAUUUAUUACUGUCUAUGUUACCUCAGUGUGUCCCAGACCUGGACAAAAAAAAAAAACUAAACUCCCCUGUAUUCUUUCCUUUUUUGUUUUUCUUUGGGAUCUCAGCGGCUGAAAGGCCUUUUCCUUCAAACCCCUGUAUGAGAAGACUUGUAAUGAAGAAACGGAAAUAGGUCCUGAGCCAAAAAGAAAAAAAAAA
Paralichthys olivaceus (Japanese flounder) is the source of this 3433-nucleotide messenger RNA. The record is from RefSeq and is a predicted model, not a curated record. NCBI's taxonomy places the organism in Eukaryota, Metazoa, Chordata, Actinopteri, Pleuronectiformes, Paralichthyidae.